This is a messenger RNA of Lynx canadensis (Canada lynx), 12139 nucleotides long. RefSeq names its product protein tyrosine phosphatase non-receptor type 14 (gene PTPN14). Bases 696 to 4259 code for a protein of 1187 amino acids. The record is from RefSeq and is a predicted model, not a curated record. Gene Ontology annotation, cellular component: cytoskeleton. The transcript is spliced from 19 exons. NCBI's taxonomy places the organism in Eukaryota, Metazoa, Chordata, Mammalia, Carnivora, Felidae. Gene Ontology annotation, molecular function: protein tyrosine phosphatase activity. Gene Ontology annotation, biological process: lymphangiogenesis; protein dephosphorylation.
CCGCCGGCGCCUGCUCCGUCCCCUCCCAUCGCACGGCCCCUUCCUCCCUCCUCUCCCGGCCGCUCGCAUUUCCUGCCGCCCGGGCUCUCGCGGCCCCGGAAAGUUCUGCCCAACUUUUUCUCCCCCCGCCCCGAGCGAGCGGGCGCAGCCGGCGCAGUCCGGGGGCAGGUUGCAGCGCUCUUCCUCGCUCCGCUGCCCGCCCUCCCGGCUCCGGUCCUCGGGGAGCCGCAGACACCCGGUGGUCGCGGUCUGUCCCUCCCCUCCCACCUCACCCAUCCUCCGCGGCCUCCUGGCCCCGGCCCCCCUCCGGCGGGACAACCCCGUGCCUAGGUGGCUCUCCUUUUCUCCUUGUCGGUGCGCCGGGAUCGCGGCGGAAACCUCCCUCCCCUUUCGCCUCCUCCGGCUCCUUCCCUCCGCCCCUCCUCCGCCAGCCACUGGAAUCAAUUCCUUAGGGAAUUGGGGCUCCGCCGCCGCCGCCACCGCCGCGGACGACAGCCUUUCCGCGCGGGACUCCGGGGCACCGACGGGGCCAUGUAAGCAGCGAUCCUCCGCAGCGCCGCACCGGGCAUGGACACCUUUCUCGGCGUCUGGAGGAGCACGUGCGGUAGUGUCAUCACCCAGACACGAAGCUGCUAAGGCCAUCUCAGGGGCGUGGGCGCCGGGAUAGGAAGGCGGCGUCCGAGGGCCACGCAGCCAUGCCUUUCGGCCUGAAGCUCCGUCGGACACGGCGCUACAACGUCCUGAGCAAGAACUGCUUUGUCACACGGAUCCGCCUGCUGGACAGCAAUGUGAUCGAGUGCACGCUGUCGGUGGAGAGCACCGGGCAGGAGUGCCUGGAGGCCGUGGCCCAGAGGCUAGAGUUGCGAGAGACACACUACUUUGGCCUUUGGUUUCUCAGCAAGAGCCAGCAAGCACGAUGGGUGGAGCUGGAGAAACCUCUGAAGAAACAUCUGGACAAAUUUGCUAACGAGCCUCUGCUUUUCUUCGGAGUCAUGUUCUAUGUGCCAAAUGUGUCAUGGCUUCAGCAGGAGGCCACAAGGUAUCAGUAUUACCUGCAAGUCAAAAAGGACGUGCUUGAAGGGCGAUUGCGGUGUGCGUUGGAGCAGGUGAUCCGACUGGCCGGCUUGGCCGUGCAAGCUGAUUUUGGAGACUACAAUCAGUUUGAUUCUCAAGAUUUCCUCAGAGAAUAUGUGCUGUUUCCUAUGGAUUUGGCCCUGGAGGAGGCCGUUCUGGAGGAGCUGACCCAGAAGGUAGCCCAGGAACACAAAGCCCACAGUGGAAUCCUGCCCUCAGAAGCCGAGCUCAUGUACAUCAACGAGGUGGAACGUUUGGAUGGAUUUGGACAGGAGAUCUUCCCUGUGAAGGACAAUCAUGGAAACAGUGUGCAGCUGGGCAUUUUCUUUAUGGGCAUUUUCGUGAGAAACAGAGUUGGAAGACAAGCAGUGAUACACAGGUGGAAUGACAUCGGGAAUAUCACACACAACAAGUCGACUAUUCUGGUGGAGCUCAUCAACAAAGAAGAGACGGCCCUCUUUCACACGGACGAUCUUGAAAAUGCCAAGUAUAUCUCUCGGUUGUUUGCUACACGGCACAAGUUUUACAAACAAAACAAAAUCUGCACUGAACAAUCAAAUUCUCCACCCCCCAUCAGACGCCAACCCACCUGGAGCCGAUCCUCUCUGCCCCGACAGCAGCCGUACAUCUUGCCUCCCAUGCACGUCCAGUGUGGUGAACACUACUCGGAAACACACACUUCGCAAGACAGCAUCUUCCAUGGGAAUGAAGAAGCCUUGUACUGCAAUUCCCACAACAGCCUGGACUUAAAUUAUUUAAAUGGCACCGUCACCAAUGGCAGCGUGUGUAGCGUUCACAGCGUCAACUCCCUCAACUGCUCCCAGAGUUUCAUCCAGGCUUCUCCUGUGUCCUCCAACCUCAGUAUCCCCGGGAGUGACAUCAUGCGGGCCGACUACAUCCCUAGCCACCGGCAUAGCGCCAUCAUUGUGCCAUCCUACCGGCCAACCCCCGAUUAUGAGACGGUCAUGCGGCAGAUGAAGAGGGGGACCGUGCACGCCGACAGCCAGAGCCAGUCUCUGCGGAACCUCAGCAUCAUCAACACGCAUGCCUACAACCAGCCAGAGGAUCUGGUGUACAGCCAGCCCGAGAUGCGGGAGAGGCCCCCCUACGCUGUCCCUUAUGGGCCGCAGGGAGGCUACGGUAACAAACUCAUCAGCCCGUCUGACCAGAUGAACCCAAAGAAUAACAUGGUGCCGAGCAAGCCGGGGGCAAGCUCCAUCUCCCACACGGUGAGCACCCCAGAGCUGGCCAAUAUGCAGCUCCAAGGCACCCAGAACUACAACGCGGCCCAUAUGCUCAAAAACUAUCUCUUCAGGCCGCCGCCCCCCUACCCACGGCCGCGCCCUGCCACCAGCACCCCAGACCUCGCCAGCCACCGUCACAGGUACGUCAGCGGCAGUAGCCCCGACCUGGUGACCCGCAAGGUGCAGCUCUCGGUGAAGACCUUCCAAGAAGACAGCUCCCCAGUGGUGCACCAGUCUCUCCAGGAGGUGAGCGAGCCCCUCACCGCCACCAAGCACCACGGCACGGCGAAUAAGCGCCACAGCCUGGAGGUGAUGAGCAGCAUGGUGCGAGGCAUGGAGGCCAUGACCUUGAAAUCGCUCAACAUCCCCAUGGCGCGCCGAAACACGCUCCGGGAGCAGGGGCCGCCCGAGGAGGUGCCGGGGAGUCACGAGGCUCACCAGCUUCCCCAUUACCACCACAAGAAGACCCUCUCGGAUGCCACCAUGCUGAUCCACAGCAGCGAGAGUGAGGAGGAGGAGGAGGAGGCCCCAGGGUCGGUGCCCCAGAUCCCCAUGCUCCGGGAGAAGAUGGGGUACAGUGCCCAGCUACAGGCAGCCUUGGCCCGAAUCCCAAACAAGCCCCCGCCCGAAUACCCUGGCCCGAGGAAGAGCGUUAGCAACGGGGCCCUGAGGCAAGACCAGGUCAGCCUGCCUCCUGCCGCCGCCAGGGCUAGGGUCCUGAGGCACGGGCCGGCCAAGGCCAUCAGUGUUUCCCGAGCAGAUCAGCUGGCCGUGGCUGGGCCUUCCCUCGGUCCGUCCAUCUCCGAACCCGACCUGACAAGCGUGAAGGAGCGGGUCAAGAAAGAGCCUGUGAAGGAGAGACCGGUGUCUGAGAUGUUCUCCCUGGAAGACAGCAUUGUAGAGAGAGAGAUGGCCAUCAGGAAUCUAGAGAAGCAGAAGAUGGCAAGCCUGGAGGCACAGAAGCGGCCGCUCAUGUUGGCGGCGCUGAAUGGACUCUCAGUUGCCCGGGUCUCGGGGCGGGAAGAGAGCCGAGCUGAUGCCACCCGAGUUCCCAUGGAUGAGAGGUUCAGAACCCUGAAGAAAAAGCUAGAAGAGGGAAUGGUGUUCACAGAGUAUGAGCAAAUUCCAAAGAAGAAGGCCAAUGGCAUUUUCAGCACCGCGGCCCUACCAGAAAAUGCCGAGCGAAGCCGCAUCCGCGAAGUCGUCCCCUAUGAGGAGAACAGAGUGGAGCUGGUACCGACCAAAGAAAACAACACAGGUUACAUUAAUGCCUCCCACAUCAAGGUGGUGGUUGGUGGGGCAGAAUGGCACUACAUAGCCACUCAGGGGCCCCUGCCACACACAUGUCACGACUUCUGGCAGAUGGUGUGGGAGCAGGGAGCGAACGUGAUUGCCAUGGUCACCGCGGAAGAGGAAGGCGGACGAACCAAGAGCCACCGAUACUGGCCCAAACUGGGUUCCAAGCACAGCUCAGCCACCUACGGCAAGUUCAAGGUCACCACAAAGUUCCGAACGGAUUCUGGUUGCUAUGCAACCACAGGCUUGAAGGUCAAGCACCUUUUGUCGGGGCAGGAAAGGACGGUGUGGCAUUUGCAGUACACUGACUGGCCGGACCAUGGCUGCCCAGAGGAUGUCCAAGGAUUUUUAUCCUACUUGGAGGAGAUCCAGUCUGUCCGACGCCAUACCAACAGCAUGCUGGAAGGCGCCAAGAACCGGCACCCUCCGAUCAUCGUCCACUGCAGCGCCGGGGUGGGGCGGACCGGUGUGGUCAUUCUUUCGGAGCUGAUGAUCUACUGCCUGGAGCAUAAUGAAAAGGUGGACGUGCCCAUAAUGCUGAGGCUCCUCAGGGAGCAGAGGAUGUUCAUGAUCCAGACCAUCGCCCAGUACAAGUUUGUCUACCAAGUCCUCAUCCAGUUCCUCCAAAACUCCAGACUCAUUUAGCCCCCGACCCAGCUGCUGGAAGAGGGGCCCAGCUCCAUCUUGCAGAUGGGGAUGCACCUCCAGACAACAUCUGCCCCCCCAAGCCGGGCGCGGGUGGCCAGAGCAGGCAGGUCAUGGGCUCCCCGAAGGCGGGAGCCAGGACUGUUCCCCAACAACCUAUGUUAUUUUAUAUGAGAUAAUUUAUUUUUUUUUCCCUUUUGGAUAACUUUUGUGAAUCAUCGUAAUGCAUAAUGUUUUCACGAUAAUAUAGUCCUUCUCGUUUGAACCACAUUUCGACUGAUCUGCAUUGUAAAUAUGGCAGCAGGGAAGGUUGCCCGGUGGAUUGUUUUGGGGACAGAGGCAUAAGGGAACACAUCUCUAGUGAAGCUGUGGCCAGAUUAGAAACCAAGCCGGAAAUUCAUCAGCCUGAUUUCAGCUCACGUUCAAAUCAGAGAUGGCAAGAAAAUGAAUUCGUCCUAAAAUAUAAAGAUAAGGGCCAAGGCCCUUCCCUGAAGGAAACACACACGCGCACGUGCACAUGCACGCGCGCGCGCACACACACACACACCACUAUUCCCUUAUAUUAUUCCCUUAUAUUUUGGGGCUUCUGAACCUUGAUGGCCAGUGGCCUUCCUUCUUCCUUUCUGCCUUCAUCCUCCAUUGUCUCUUUUUUCCCCAAGUUUGAGUCAAAGACAGGAGCAGCUAGAGGAAAUGCUGCCUUUCACCAGAUGGCCCUCACCCAGGUGAACGAGGAGCUCUCUGUUGUGUCUCCUCAACACUCCUUCCUUUGAACUCUGGAGCCUGUGUUGCCCUGCCGGGGACCACGACCUCAGUAUUUGCUACUGUUCCCUGUUUGCUCAGUGGGCCCCAGUCUGGUGGUCUUCGAGGCUCUGGGCCAGGCCAUCUGUGCAGCUAGGCCUCUUGCCGGACUGAGAGGAGAUGAUGGACCAGAGCGGGAAGAGAAAGGAGACAGGCAAGCCCUUGAUAUCGUUUCUUAUUUAAAUAGGAUGUGUGUGCUGGCCGGGGGCCUGCAGGUCGAGGCGGUGGGUACAUUCUGUCUUUCCAUCAGUCCCCAAGUCACUGGAAACGUUAUCAUGGGAACAGUUGGGAAAGCUGAUUUAUGGGAGCUGUUUGGCACCCAGGUAGCAGGGCCCUGGCCAGGAACCACACCGAGUGUGACCCCCCUCUCUGACUGUGCUGCUGUCGCCCCAGCCUUUGGCCUGCAAGAGCAGAACUAAGCCCACUCAGGACCCCGUGGUCCAAAUUUGGCUACUUGAUGAAAGAUGCUGGGAUUUGUCUCGCACAAAGCCUGUUCACUGCUCUCCCGUUUUCCAUACGCCCCGCUCUCCAGUUGCUUUGCAGUUUCCUUCUGUUUGUCUCUUCCUGAGCCUACGUCAGUCACCGUCCUGAAUUUUUUAGGUCAGUACACAGCAAAUCAUAUUCCACACGUUUCUCCUCUAGCGGAAUUUUAGGAAGUUUUCCUCUCUACUGUCUAGUUCUUGAAUGCAACGUUUAAACGGUGGUUCUGUUCUUAGAUUUGACAUUCGUAGCUGUUCCACUGUGCCUUCCUCCACUGCUGACUUUUUGUUUUGCUUUGUUUUUCCUGAGCUGAGAAUGCGAUGAAAGAGUGGUAUCAUAUCAACCAGAAAGAGCAUGCCUGUGUGAUGUCCGGUGACCACACCCCAAUAGAGGGGUGCGGAAGCAGAUUCCCGAUGAACUCGUUCAGAAUGGGAAUCAACUCAGUUUCACAUCUGGCCAGGUGUGGUGGUGGUGGUGGUGGUUCUCUCGUUUAGACUGAGAGUCCUGGUGAGAGAGGGCCCCCUCUUGUUGUCCAGAGUCUGAAGAAACAGUGAAGGAGGGUAACUUCAGUUGAGCUCUGUAGAUUCUGGAAUUUUGGUGUAUGUUCUGGAAAACAAAACCAUGAGUAUGACCUAUAUUUUCAGUGGAACAGAGCUCAUCACCCUCACCAGGAGAUGCUCGGAACUUACACUGUUAACAAGCAAAGACGUUAUCUGUUGCCUUUCCUUAGACACUUCCCAUCCUUGGGCUAGUCUACUGUUAGGGGUGUUUUCACAGUUGGUCUGCGGUUCCUGGCUUAUUUGACAAACACCAUCGGCAGUUCUCUUUUGCCUCUUAGGCCCCAGCGUGGGCUCUGUUAAGACUGAGUCUCACGUGGGCAGCAUAUAGAUCUGUGUCUCUUGGAGCUCAUCACACGGGCGGUGCCUUUCAACCCACCCGCCACGGGAGUAGUUGCUAAUGCACAAAAUGCAGGGCAGAAGGAGGUUUGCUGUCCAAUUUCCUAGCCAAAGUUUAUAUCGAAGCCCAAAGGAAACCACUUAAAAGUUACUCCACAUAUUUCACUUUUAAAAACAAAUGUUUUGGGUUCUGUAGCACAUUUUGCAUUCCUUUUCCCAUCUCCAGCGAAUGCCAGCACAGCUCCUGUGAAAUUAGCAGCAGGCAGUGAAAGUCCUUCUAGUGGCAUCUGCACAAUAAUUGCCCAGAGAUGCUUUAUAUCUGGGAAGCAAGCCAAGGAAUAAACCUUGAAGCAAAGUGUAUUAAAUUAGUUAUCUAGUUAGAGCUUUUGGAAUGAGUUCCUGAUGAUGUAUCAAGUCUGAAGCUGGAGCUGUCGGGGUCUAUUUUUUUCUGUUUGGAUUUGAAGAGAGAAAAUUAAAAAUGGAGGGUGGAAAAAGGAGAUGCCAUCUCACAGCAAAGCCAUUCAACACUUUGGGGCCUCUGGUUUUGAAGUCUUCCAGUUGAAAUGUUUUGUUUCUUUGAUCCGUACUCAUUUGGGCACGUGGGCCCUGUGUUGGGUCUGCCCUUGUUUAACGUGGUCCCUGGAUGGUGGGGGCUGAGUCUGAUGUCUUCAUCCUUAAGCUGAGCUGAGCCUGCCGGCAAAACUUAGCCACAGCCUGCUGAGCUUAUCGGUUCCCGUGGGCUCUAAAGAGACACCACCUUUGGUAGCAUUUACAUUUACACACACCUGUUUCCCUGGACAGGAGGUAAAGGAGGAUUUGGCUGCAUUGGAGAGGGAUGCCAAACGUUGAUGUCUUCAUAGCAGAGGAAAGAGGACUGUGCUUCUCUUCACAGUUAGAGGGGGAACGGUAAGAUCAGGAAAGGUGAAAACAUCUCCACAUGGAAUAUUUUGAGGAAUACGCUUCCAAGGAGCUUACAUAGAGAGAAUUUAACUUUUGCAAUCUUUGUGAUCCUAGACCGACAAAAAGAACUAAUUGUUUUCCAUUACUAAUCUCUGUUUGCCUAAGACAGAUGCCUGGCCAUCUCUGGCCCCUUCAUCAUCCUUCAGCCUGGUUAGAGGGGUUUUGUGGGCUCUGUUGGGUUCUGGUGGGACUUGACCCCUGGCUCCCCCCGUACUCAUUUAACUUUUAUUUUGCUUGCUGUUAGCUCUUGAGGUUCAGUUAUAAACUCCAGGGGCUUUGGGAGGUCAGCAUUUUUAUCCAGCUGCCUAGUUUUCUCAUCUUUCCAGCUUAAAUACAGGUUGACCAUAUGAAAUUGACAAUAGCUAGAGCAUUUUUUGUUACAAUGACAGACAAGUCACAUAAAAUCAACCUAAUAUGCACAAUAUUUUUCUUCUCCCAAUACAGGAUGGGUCCCAACACACCAUAUGUCAUUUCUUCAAAUAAGUGCUAAUGAACCUGAAAGCAUGUGAAAUGGGCAGCUUGGCUCUUUUUGUGAACCUGCUGCCUUGCUGUAAUGAGCUUUGCCUCACUCAGUGAAUGGGUCACGUCAUGGGGCUGGGAAGGCAGAGAUGUUAGUACACCUAGAUGUUAGUGCAUUCUCAUAGACAGGGCUGGCCGUCGGGCAUAUCACUGUGGGUUUUCAGCCGCCAUCUUUUUUUGAUGUACGAUCUGUGUUCGCAGACCUCAGCCCAGUGGUUAUGGAACAUGGUGUGUGGGCCUGAAGGUGUCCUCAGCCAGAAAGCAGAGGGUGCUUUCUAAUCUCACUCCUCUACUUCCAGUGGGGCGAAGGUACAGCUAUUGACUUCCUUUUUGGGGAGAUGUGCCAAUCACUUUGAAGUUGGGGGAGUUGGGGUAUUCUUUGUGCCAGGUUGCUGAGACACAAGGGAUGGGAUCAGGUCAGACCCAGGUUAGUGUUCAUCUGUUCCGCAUUCCUCCUCCAUUUUAGCAAUAACUGUUGGGGUCCUAGAGGUGGAAAUUUCCAGAAGUACCAAGUGAUCACUGUUGGGAUCUUUAGGUGGCACUAUAUGGGGAACUCAGCUUCCUCACACUUUACCAAAGACUCUUCUGCUGCUCUGUUUCCUUGUAUUCCUGUGUAGUUUAUCAGACACUCAUCAUACUCUUAUUUGGUGAUUCCUUUUCAUGAACAAAGUAACGACUCAUCCAGUACUGCUUCCAGAUGGAGAAACUGGGGUUUUCCAUGGACACUGCACAAAUUUUCCAGUGGCCUACAGCUUUAUGGAUGACAAAUUAGUUGGCCCUAUAGGAUGGAAAUAAUCUUAGUUGGCCCUAUAGAAUGGAAAUCUCUGAGAUGUUAAAAUGUUUGACACUUCCCUUAGAUGCUGUGCAAGAAAAAAAAAAAAGGUUCUUGUCUUUGCCUCAACUUCUGAGACAUCUGGGGGCAAAAGACCUUAGUGAUGCAUCUUUUGAAAGUAACGGCAUCAUUCCUGGGAGAGAAGUGAGGGUAUAUCCAAUCAAAUUCUGCUAAUCCAAAUGUGCCGUCCCAAAAGUCACUGUAAUUCAUAGGGUCCUAUAAAACUCAAUAGCCACCUUGCCCAAUACCCAAUCUUUCUCCUGCCUGUGCACAUUGUGCAUUUGGGUUAUAAACUCAGGUGGGUGAGCAUUUUUAUUCUGCUGACUACCUUUCUUAUCUCCUAGCUUAACAUAGCUGCAUCUUUUUCUGCAAGGUCAAAAUAAGUGUUCUCUAUUAAAAUGUCCAUGAGCCUGGCAUUGAGUAUCUGGCAUCAAUCGAUUUCAUAAGACCGGGUCAUUUAUCGUCGUUUGGUGCAGGAAGAGGGGGAGGAUGUGUAUCAGUUCCGACUGCUCAGAGCUCGGGUCAGCCCUUCUAUUUUAAAAAUAAAUUCAAGGACAUUUUGUUACAAGGCAGGAAGGCGAGAGCUGACGUGCAGCCUGGCUGUGACGAGCCUCUGCGUAGAAAGUCACAGUUUCUUCUGUUGUGCUUUGGGACAUCAGAAUCAUUCUUUUUUAAAAAUGCCAUAAGCUUGGCCAGAGGAGUUAUAAAUAGGAAGAGGAAGAGGAGGAUGUUUUAGAUCAGCCCUCUGGUUGGUGUUAAAAAAAUUUAUUGGUUCACAAAUAAUUUUCUGAACUCUGGAACAUCUGCUUUCUUCUUCCCUGCCUGUAAGGCUGGAGGGAUGGAAAUGACGUGGGGGCACCCCCAGGAAAGCCUGGGCUGUGAUGUUGGGGUCUGUUUCCGCCUUGCUCGUGGUUUCAAACUGCCCUCAGUGCCGUGGUAGAGCUUGAUGAAGGUCAUGGAUUCUGACGUGUGUCUGGGCGUGCCACUCUAAAGUGUCGUCUUCUGUCACGUGCUGGCAGCCCCACCUUCCCAUGCAGCCUUAGCAGAGGCUUCUGCUCAUCCACUGAGCCCCCCUGAGUUAGCAGUCAGGGCUCCGGGCAUGUCAUUUCCUCUCCCCUGCGAUCAGAGGGGGUUCCCGUUUAUAGCACAUCAUGUUUAUAAUCAGGGCACAGAAACAGGGAGGGUGUCCGUACAGCAAUGGCAGUGGCUCUUUGUCUCAUCGUGGGGCAUGCGCAGGACUGUUUUGUGAUGUCACCCUCUUCAUUCCAAGAGCACCUCACUUAGGGCUGUGCUGACUUCUCCUUACUGUUCGUUUGUUUGAUGGAUCCGCUGUCACUUUUCUUUCCCUACUCUACCCUUUGAGUACAACCGCUACAAAAAUAGUUCAGUCCGGUCGUGGAGAACCGCUCUCUUAAGCCUCUCUAAAUUAUGUAAUUAGGAGAUCUUCAUUUUAAUUUCAAAACGCUUAUAGAGUUUGAAAGAAUAAGAUCUGGCAAAUGGAAAGAACCAGAGAGAAAACAGCUAGAAAAUUGUCAGCAACCAAGAAGCUGCCCUCCCCCACCUCUUUCCCCCCCUUGGUGGUAGACAUGGUCACUCAGUACUAGAAGAAGUGAAAGAGAAGAUGGCUUCGAUGAUCGGUCCCGUUUGAAGCAGUGAUCAAUGGUCAUAGAGCAGGUACUGCCGAUUUCUUUCGAGGUGGACUUCCACCCAUUCCCAGUGGCCGCGUUUGGCAGAGCGACGUGUGUGGUCAGAUGAAUACGUGUCAGGCUUCCCCCUCCCGACCCAGGGUCCCUUCAUCAUGGCCUCUUCACACAGACCGGCCGAAUCUGGUGAAAUAGGGACAAGGGCUGGGCUGGCCAGGACCCCCUGGACAGGUCGUGUUGUGAUCAGUUCUCAGUUACCUGGGGAGGGGCAGGGUCCACUCUUCAUCCACUCAGUCCCUUCCCCGAUCGUUUCUCCCCAACCCCCUCCUUCAGGGAAACCCAGAUGCCUUCUCCCCUGACAAAAAGGUGUCCGGGAGAAAGCUGAAAAGAUUGGGUUGGGGUCUUUUUGUGCCUUGAAGGGGAGACCUGCUUUUGCUCAAAUCUCAGGAAUCCUGCUUUGAGUCAGGGAGGCUGUCAGAGCCUCCUGGCUCGGGGAUGCCUGGCCAUGUGUGUGUUUCUCAGGGGCCUUGCACCUCCCUCAGCGACAGUGUUAGCUAAUAAAUGCCUUCAGCAGGGAGCCAAAAGCUAUAAUUCAGCGCCUCUGCUUUUUGUUUGUUUGUUUGUUUUCCCACGUGAACACUGUAAAAAUGUUAACUGCCAUUUCCUUUGACUCAACUUUCUUGCCGUUUGAAAUCCCAAAAGUCUAUCCACCAUAUCCUUUUAAAAGUGAGGUUACUCUUCAUCAGAGAUGAUUUCCGGUGUAUGUCCUUUGUUCCUUCAGCGGUCAGCCGACUUGGCGUGAGGAUGCUUACGUGGAAAAACACGAAAACGGUUUACAUAUGCAGAUGACGAUUUAAACGUAUAACCUUAGGUAACUCGCGUUACAUCGACUAACAGGCCAAUUAAGUUUGUUUCACUGGACUUACUGUUGGGUUCCUUAAUUCAGUAUUUUGAGGCUUUCUUUCCUUGUCUGUGUUUUAUAAAACAUUGUGAAUGGUGGUGCCAUUCAAAACAAUUGGCAUUCAGUAGGUUUCAUUUUGAAACAACGUACAGACAAGUCCCCGGCUCAGACCCCCAAGCUCUUGGGUCAGCCCACGGAAGCCUUCGGACUUCUACCCGAGCUGAAAGGUGGGGAUGUGUCCGCCAGAUGCGGCUGGCUGUUGUGAGCUGACCUGGAAAGGUAACCAGCUGUGUUUUGCUGUGAGGCACACAUUCCAGGUUGGGCCUGGGGAUCCCAAGAACGCGUAUCUUCUCCCCUUGGAAGCCGCUUGCUGCCUGGCAACAUUCAAGUCCAGACUCUUGGCUACAGUGGUUGCAAGGGAGAGAGGGAGAAAUUUCUCGGACAUUCCCUACAUCAGGGGGUGAUUUCUUAAUAUUCGUGUCAACUCUCAUUUGGAAGAGACUCCCUCUCAAUUUAAUAAUAUUAAAAGCCUUAAGUAAGACUAUGCAUGUUCUUCUAUAUUGCUUUUUUUUAUAUCAGUAAAUAAGCUGAUGCUUGCCGGUUUUGUGCACAAUUAUGAGGUGUAUAAAACUGACUUUUGACAGUAUUUUUUGCACUGUUUCCUAUCUGUUUUUAUAAAGUCUUUAGAGAAUGGUCCUAGUUGUGUAUUGUUGAUGUUCUCACAGCCCUUAUGAUUGCUGUAAAAUGUUUCGUAUGUGCCUUUACAAAUGUGAGAUCUUUAUUCUAACCUUUUUUUGUAAAAGAUAUCUAUUGACUUACAUAUACAAUAAACCCUUUUUUUUUUUUCCAGA